Molecule: messenger RNA, 3380 nt
Organism: Pelmatolapia mariae (spotted tilapia)
Lineage: Eukaryota; Metazoa; Chordata; Actinopteri; Cichliformes; Cichlidae
Gene: dcph1
Product: acidic residue methyltransferase 1
Exons: 5
Coding region: 181-1533 (450 amino acids)
Biological process (GO): DNA damage response
Cellular component (GO): nucleus
Molecular function (GO): phosphatase activity
Source: RefSeq, a predicted model, not a curated record
UUUAAAAAUGUAAAACAUUUCUUAGCAAAAAUAAGAAGUGAACCCUGGAGCAACCUAUUUCAACACGUGACUUCUGCAGAAAAGCGGACGUCACCUUUAACCUCCUAGCUAUUCAAGAAACUUUAUUGCUGUCCCAGUGCUUUUAUUGAUAAAGUUUGAAUUUGAACCCCUGCUAACAUCAUGGCGGCGGAUCAAACUGUCCACGGAGUUCCCCCUUCAUUGUCUGCCAGAGUGGUUGGGUCAUUUGCUUAUUUGACCGUUAGAGACAGACUACCCACCAUCCUGACCAAAGUUGUCGACACAAUUCAUCGCAAUAAAAACAAUUUUUUUGAGGAAUACGGAGAGGUGGGUAUCCAGGCAGAGAAGCAAGCUAUAUCUCUGCUAUCUAAGCUGAGGAAUGAGCUGCAAACUGACAAGCCAGUGCUAGCACUGACAGACGGCCUACCGGACACAGAUUCCUGGAACCAAUACCUAGAGAGGCAGCAGAGACUGCAAGGUGACCAGGAGCCUGUCAGCUGGUUCAAGUCUCCCUGGCUUUACGUGGAGUGCUACAUGUACCGUAGGAUACACGAGGCGCUCUUGCUCAAUCCUCCCAUCAGUGACUUUGAUGUCUUUAAUGAGGGAAAGACUCAGAGCUUUACUGAGUCUUCACAGGCUGUGAUGUCCUUGUGUACGUACUUGGAGAGCAUCAAUAACAACAUAGACGAGCUGUCUAAGAAUCAGCUGUUUGAGCAUUUCAGCAAACUAAUGCAGGUAUCUCUGUGGGGAAACAAGUGUGAUCUGUCUAUAUCUGCUGGCCAAGAGAACUCCCAGAAGACCAGUCCACUAGAUUCCCUCUACAGCCUCCUGCCCUUCAUCCUGGUGGAUGACACCAAAAGGGUAUGGUCAGCUCUUAUUUCUGCGCAGAGGCCAAGAGAGUCAGGGAAAACCAAUGCAGACAGAGUGGACAUUGUGCUAGACAAUGCUGGCUUCGAGUUGGUCACUGACUUGGUCUUAGCUGACUUCCUGGUUUCCUCUGGCCUUGCACGUCAGAUUCAUUUUCAUGGCAAAUCCAUCCCGUGGUUUGUCUCUGACGUCACAGCUAAAGAUUUUCAGUGGACCAUUCGGCAGGCCAUGGCAACCAAUCACAAGUGGGUUUCCAAAUGUGGUGUUCAGUGGCAGAGGUACUUGAAAGAGGGAAUGUGGUGCUAUCACGAUCAUCCUUUCUGGACACAGCCCCAUGAGUUCUGCGACAUGGCAGCCGAUGCUCCUGACCUGUAUACAACCCUGCAGGGAGCAGACCUGGUGCUGUUUAAAGGCGAUCUCAACUACAGGAAGCUGACUGGAGACAGGGACUGGGAGCAUACAGUAAGCUUUGAAACUGCACUGCGAGGCUUUCGGCCUGCACCGCUGUGCAGCCUGAGGACUCUCAAGGCCAACAUUCAGGUUGGUCUGCAACUGGGACAAGGGGAGAAGCUUACCUCCCAAGAUCCAAGCUGGAUGACUAACGGCAAGUACGCUGUGAUUCAGUUCCACAAUCCAAAGUCAGAAUAGUAUGGCUCAAAUCAGGAACUCACUUUGAUGACAUGGGUUUAAAAAGAAGCUUCAUAAGCAGGCGAUACCUUUAAGCCACUAGACACUUAAGUUAGGGGAAUUGUUAAAUGCUGUUUACUAGCACUUCAUCAAGUUUGAUUCAGGAACGUGCACAAUAAUUAAUACUCAGUAAUAAUUUCAUAAAAAGCCAUCUCAUAUCAAAAUUUCACAUCCUACAUUUUAUCCCAAAUGUGUUGUAAACCAUGAAUUUAGUCAUACUGUUUACAGGUUAAUGCUGUGAGCAAUUACUGAGGAAAAACUGAAUAUGAAUUCUAUAGCAGAAACAGUUUUGCAUGCAGUUGUGAGAAUGAUGUAAAUCUAACUUAUAGUUUGUUUAGGGUUUUUUUGUUGUUGUUGUUGUUGUUGUUGUUUUUCUUUCUUUUCUUUUUUUUUUUAAAUUCAGCUCAGGUUGUUUUACUCCGUGUGACUACAGAGAGUUAAGUUCACCAAAAGCAGAUCAUAACAUUUUUUGAAAACUACAUUGUUGUUGGAGCAGUGUAACAAUAAGUGGCAUGUGCUUGUUUUGCUUAAAAUGGGAACCUGGACCCCUAUCUCCAUAGAUAAAAGUGGAUGUCUCUUUGCACUAGUGCUGGGCGAUAUGACGAUAUAUAUCGUGUGGACGAUAGAAAAGUUUCUAUCGUGCCAUUUGUCUUCUAUCGUUUCUAUCGUUUCUAGCCCGAAUUUUACAAAUUGUUACAUAAAAUAUAUCAUUAACCCUUUACAACCGGUCGGAGCAGGCACACUCCGUUUUGCCUAACUAUUUUUAAAUCCCUGUAGAACUGGAACCACGUAAGGUAGCGCAAUAAUGUUUUUUUUGCAUAUGAAACCGUAAGAGUACUUACAUCUUAUUCCAUUAGCUUGCCCUAGGUCACGGUUUUCUUCCACAUAUAGCUUUGCAAAAAUUGCAUAAAAAGCACUUCCAGCAACAAAAACAUAAUAUUCCAGAAACAAGCUUUGCCGAUCCAAUCAGCUGUUCAUAACACUUCCUAGUUUGUAUAUAAGUCAGCGCGAACUCUCGCAUGUCCGCCAUUACCUGCCCGAAACCGGAAGUGACGUCAUUUUCGCGGAAAAUGUAGUUUUUUAGCUUCAAAGCCUAUGUUGGUGUUUUUAAAAGUCAUGUUUGACUUUAUGUUCUUCUGUAUCGUUUCUGGGAUGCUUAGAAGUCAAAUUACACUGUUGGAAAUAGUUUAUUUUGAUGCACAUGCUGUGUUUUUGCAAAUUUGCAUUUAUUUAUUUUUAUUUUUCCUGUAGUAUAUAAAAAAUUGUGUGUCUCAAAAAUAAAACUAAGAAGACACUCAAAAUAAAUAAAUGUAAAGAUAAGCUCUGGCGGACUUGGUUCUAUGGUAGGUCUUAAAGGGUUAAAUAGCCUGUGCAAAUAUAUUAGUGUUGUCUUCUCACUAUACAUACUCUUAACAAGAGAAAAUAAAGUAUUAAAAAAUGAUAUUUUUCGCAAAGAAACUCUGUCUUGUGGUUUUGCAACAUGGUGCUGCUUUACGUGCACCCGGAUUUGCGACAUGCUUUACAGUAAUUCAAAACAAAGACUGCACCCUCUCCACUCGCUGUUUAAAGACUGCAUACUUUCCAGAUGACCACAGGUCAGGUGGUAUAUCGUGAUAUAUAUCGUUAUCGUGAUAUAAAAUAAUUCAUAUCGUGAUAAAUAUUUUUUCCAUAUCGCCCAGCACUACUUUGCACAUUGUCAUGUCGUUUGUCACUAUAAGUAAUCAACAGGUUAUGUUAACUGGAUCCCAUAAUGCUGCUGGGUGAAAAUGCUAUUUUGAUGAUUUGUUUUGAUUUAAUAAAUCACUACU